AUGGAUUUGCAAGCUGAGCUCAGCGUUGGUCAGAGACUAGUAACAAUUCAGAAAGGACCGCUGUUUCGAGCUCAAGGUUACCCUAUCAGCAUUGGCUGCAAUGUAACUGGCUACCAAGGGCCUCCUCUGCAGCACUUCGAGUGGUUUGUUUACCUGCCAAAUGCCCCAGAUCGGGAAGUCCGCGUGAUUAGCACAAAAGAAGCUAUCUUUCCCUCAGGACUGUAUGCAAAUCGUGUGCAAAGCCGGGAUAUCUACGUGGAGAGGGUUAGGGACAACUCAGUCGUGCUGCACAUCGCAAACGUUCGGAAGGAGGAUAAUGCUGUGUAUGAGUGCCACACACCGAACACUGAUAGUAGCUACUUGGGCGUUUAUAGUGCGAAGACCAGUCUAACUGUUAUUCCAGAUACUCUCGCUGCUGCCGUGAAAUCCCAAACUUUGAAUAAGAAGGAGGGUGAGCCACUAAAACUUUCCUGCGAGGUAUCCAAAGCCACAGCUCAACAUACUCACCUCUCUAUUACUUGGUAUGUGACACAGGAGGGAAGAAAUCAAGACACAGUUAUUAUUUCCCUCUCCAGAAACUUUGUGUUGACCUCUGGACCCUCGUAUGCAGAGAGGUUUCAAGCAGGUGAUGUGAGUCUUGACAAUCUUGGGGCCUCUACAUUCCAAUUGUUCAUACGGAGACUCGAGGCUUCAGAUAAAGGCCAGCUGUUCUGCAAAGCAAUGGAAUGGAUUCAGGAUCCAGAUAAAACCUGGACUUCUAUUGCUAACAAGCAAACAGCUAAAACAACACUAAGGGUCCAGCCUACAGUGACAGAUUUUCAAGUCAACCUGACAGCUGAAGGCAUGUUUGCUGAAGGGAAGCCCUUAGAACUCGUCUGCUUGGUGGUGAGCAGUGUCCAGAAUCUCCAAUUUCAGGGUAGUUGGUUCCUCAAUGACAUUGUAAUCGCCAGUAUUGGUGCUAAUGGGUUACUGACCCUGAAUGAAGACUACAAAGAAAGAGCUAAUCAAGGACAGCUGUUGGUUUUGAAGUUAAACCCCUUGUCUUUCUCUCUCAAAAUCAUCUCCGUGGGCCCAGUGGAUGAAGGCACCUACAGGUGUUCAGUGGAAGAGGUAGAGAGAACUCAGACAGGCUCCUGGCAGGUAGUGCGGAGGAAGGAAUCACCAAAUAAGCUUGUGCACCUGAAGAAGUCUGCAGGUAUGAGUGUCACCUUGUCCACCAAGAACAAACAGUCGAUGCUGUGGGAAGGAGAUGAACUGGGCCUCCUCUGCAAGGCAGAUGGAGAAGAAAGUCCCCUGGCAGUGAGCUGGUCGCACACCUCACAGGACCGGGCACAGUCGAAGCUGGUGGCUAGCAUGGAGAAGUACGGCGUUGUGCACCUGGGUCCCUCCUAUGUCAGUAACCAAGGCAACAUAAGGCUAGAAAAGGUGAAUUGGGCUACCUUCCAGCUGGACAUCACUUCUGCUGCCCUCAGUGACAGUGGGACUUACCAGUGCUCUGUGUCUGAGAUGUCUCAGAAUCAAGCUAAAAAUUUGAGCUGGACUCAAACUACUUUGAUCGUUGUGAAAUCUCUACAAUCAAGCUUACAAGUUAGUCUGAUGACCCGUCGACCAAAAGUGGAAUUAACCAGUAUCUUGGACCUCAACUGCAUAGUGCGUGCUGACUACUCUGAUUUGAAGGUACCGCUCACCGUGACAUGGCAGUUCCAGCCAGCUGGGUCUCAGACCUUUCAUCAGAUUAUUCGAAUCAAUCAUGAUGGUGCCAUUGAGUGGGGCGAUUCACUACUGCAAUUUCAAAAGAAGACAAAGAUUUCACAGUCUCCGUUCCAUUCUCAACUCCUCGUCCAUGAUGCCACAGAGGAAGAAGCAGGAAUGUACCAGUGUAAAGUGGAUGUUUAUGGUAGAAAUUCCCUAUGCACAAACAGCUCUGUAAAGGCCACUGCCACCUCUCACUCACUGGGGAUAGACAUCACUUUACCAGAGAACAAGCUCAGCAUUAAUUCAAGCAGUCAAAUCCAAGAGCUCUCUGUCUCCAGCACUCAAAUAGAUUGCAGCAUCUUGUCUCAGGCCACAGGAAAUGUGCAGUUAGCAAUUAUUUGGUCCUUUCCCUCUGUUUCCACUUGUGCAUCCUGGUCAAAGAUCCCGGAAAUGAACCAAACCAAUGUUGUAAAAUAUGGGGAUGAAUUUCACACCUCAAGAAGCAUGCAAAAAUUUCAUACUAAGAAAGUUUCCCAGAACUUGUUUCAGCUGCACAUUCAGAAUGUGGAUAAUGGAGAUUAGGGCCGAUACCGCCGUACUGUAGAAGAAUGGCUUUUGCUGACAAAUGGCACUUUGCAGAAACUUGGAGAAAAGAAGUCAGGUUCUACAGAAUUGAAACUCAUCCCCACAACUAAACUUGGGAAUGUAUAAAGUAAGAUGCAGAUUUCUAAAGUGGACUGGCCAGAAAAUAGCACUGAGUACGAGGAAGUGACCUUCAGCUGUAGCAUGGAUGGUUCAGGAGGCUCUGCCUCCCUCUUCUCUUCCGUGUGGUUCAGAGAAAGUUCUGAGAAAAACGAAAGUUCUGGGAGUAAAAUACUGGUGCACCUGAAGCAUGACGGAAUGCUGGAGUAUAGCGAUGAGGGGCUCAGAGAUCGCCUGCACUGUUACCGCUCAUCCCCCACAGACUUUGUCCUGAAGCUGUACCAGGUAGUGAUGAAAGAUGCUGGGAUAUACUGGUGCAGGGUGACAGAAUGGCAGCUGCGUGGAAACCCAAGCAAGUGGAUCAACCAAGGAUCAGCUGAGUCACAGCACAUGUCAUUCAAAGUGCUGCCUUCAGAGAUCAUGUUCUGUUCCAGAUUUUGCUCCUCAGGACCUCUGAUCCUCUUCCUGUUCAUCUGCCCCUUUGUUGUGCUCCUGGUCUUGCUCCUUACCCUCCUCUACUUAUAUUGGAAGGCCAGUAUGAAACCAGUAACGACCAGUAAGAGUGUGAAGAAAAAUCCCUCUAACAUGAACCUGAAAGGGACUAGAGACAAAACGAGGAGCAGGAGGGAAGUGGGCACCAAAUGA
Elephantulus edwardii (Cape elephant shrew) is the source of this 3042-nucleotide messenger RNA. It is a transcript of the gene CD101, whose product is annotated as CD101 molecule. NCBI's taxonomy places the organism in Eukaryota, Metazoa, Chordata, Mammalia, Macroscelidea, Macroscelididae. The record is from RefSeq and is a predicted model, not a curated record. The transcript is spliced from 9 exons.